Molecule: messenger RNA, 2047 nt
Organism: Paramacrobiotus metropolitanus
Lineage: Eukaryota; Metazoa; Tardigrada; Eutardigrada; Parachela; Macrobiotidae
Exons: 3
Coding region: 167-1609 (480 amino acids)
Source: RefSeq, a predicted model, not a curated record
GCAGAUGGAAUGGUUCAGUAUCGUGUGGUGUUGGUUUAAAAGCCAAGUUGUUAUGUUUGUUGUGUCUACAUUUCGAUUUUAGUUGGCUGGUCAUUGCUAGCAAGGCCCCGCAAAUAUUUAAGAAAAGGCAGAGUGCAAUUCCAGAAACCGCUUACUUUUGCACAACAUGCCGCGCUUCCCGUACACAUGCUUUAUCGAGCUGCGGACUUUAUGGCUACUGGCUUUCAUAUUUUUCCCGGUUUUUGUAACUGGACACCCGGUUACAACGGACAGCAAAUCGCUUCCCACGGCCAUAAAUUAUGGAAGCGAAACAGCGCAUGGACCUUCUGGAUCUGAACUUGUGACCUUUGAUUCUCCCGUGAACCUGUCUACAGCGAGCAAGCAAGUUCAUGUUUCGUCUGAUAACUCCGGCACAGCGACGGCAGUUAAGCUAACGCUUACGGUUCGAAUGGAGAACAACACGGCCGCCAUCGAAUUGAACACAGUGGAGAACUUGACUUCAGCUCGCGGAGAAGAACAACGAAAUAACGGCACUGGCAGCAUAGUCCUAACGGCUGAUAAUAAGGGAAUGGUGGUACAAACUGCCGACGAUUCGAGAAAGCCACACAAAGUUGUCGAUCAGUUGCAAGAGAAGUUUGGCGAACAAGAUUUUCAGCCAGUUAAACUGCGAAACAAUCAGACUUCUGUCGGCAUUACAGACUUAAUCAUUUCGUUGAAUACCAGCAAUGAACAUAAUGGACUGGACGUAGGAAUGCCUGGCACCGCCGACAAUACAUCGACAGUGAAAGAUGAAUUCAGCUCGAAACCCACCGAUUUUCCUUCCUCCCAAAAGCCUUAUGGUUUCGGCAAUACCAGAAAAUUACAGAAUGUUUCACUUCUGGGGGGAUUAGCGGAACAGGAAUUCGAUAAAGAUGACGACUGGAAAGAUGAAUUUGUGAUGGCGGAGGCGAAAAACCUCAGUGACCUGAAAAAGGUCAUCGUCCCAGCACCGGAAAAGGGAAACUUUUCUACCAACCUGAAACCGAAGGAUGAUCCAGACGCGGAUCAAGAAGUCGAGAUUGUUCCAGCAGACAGCACUGAAUUUACGAAUGGUGGGACGAACUCGACCAUCGAGGCCGAUGACGAGGCGCCUAUGGAUUUCGACGAAACGGAUUUGCCGAUUAUCGAGCCAGCUGAGAAAUUUCCUGUUGCACCUGCCAAUGACCCGGAGUGUCACGACAAACUGGAUGAACCAGACAACGAAGGAAGCGGCGAUGAUGAUGAUGGCAUGUGCGAAGACCGCGGAAGCGAUAACGAUGGUUAUGGCAAGGAAGCCGGCAUAGCUGUCGAUGGCGAUAAUGACGAAGUGCCAAGAUUUGCCCAGCGGGACGUUUAUCCGCAAGGCACCAUUAUCGGACUGGAAGAGAAUCUUAAUGGACACCUGAAGGAUGUGACGAACGGUGAUGAGAUCAUUACAAUCUGGAUCAAUCUGCGCACCGGGCAAAUCGUCGGCAGUACACUCAAGUCCUUGGGGAAAGCUCAGAAUGCCCUGUUGCCUGUUAUGGGAAAAGAUCGGGUUAACUUGCUGACCAAACGUUUCCAGAAAUCAGAAGAGAGAGAGAAGCCCUAGCCAUAGAUGACCCGGAAUACAUUGCAUGCAUUGUUUAGCUAGGUACAUGUAUGGAACGUAAACGUAACGUUGAGGCUCCACCAGGAUAUCACAUUAUAAUGUUUUGAUGUACAUGUAAUAAAGCAGAGAAAAAUAAUUUUUUUGAUAAUUAAAGCAUAGCUGGUGCAGGUGGUACAAUUUGUAGUUGUCCUUGUAUUUGUUGUUCUUCUAUAUGUCUCUUUUCGGGAGAGUUAUUUUCCUGUCUAAUAUUCCCUUUGACUUACCAGAGUCUGCAUUCGUUCGCUGGCUUGCAUUCUUUUACUUACACUUACAUAGAUGGUGAAUUUAUACGAUUCUUGCAACUGUGUACGAUAAAUGCUUGUAAUUUGCAAGACUAAUUAAUCUUUUUACUACUGUAAUUUCGAGAUACGUACGCACAACGUUCUCAGCAACUGGAAA